AUGCGCGAAGACGACGACGUUGAAGGGAUCCGGAUCUUUCUUCGGGUGCUUUUGUAUGACGAACCAACAGCUGGACUUGAUCCAAUUGCAUCAACCGUAGUUGAAGAUCUCAUACGCUCUGUUCAUUCAAAAGGUGAAGAUGUGCUUGGGAAACCAGGGAAGAUUGCAUCUUAUGUUGUUGUCACUCACCAGCAUAGUACCAUUCGAAGAGCUGUUGACAGGUUGUUGUUUCUCUAUGAGGGGAAGGUUGUUUGGGAAGGAAUGACUAAUGAGUUUGCCUCGUCAACAAAUCCAAUUGUAAGGCAGUUUGCUUCUGGGAACUUGGAUGGGCCAAUAAGAUAUUAG
Ilex paraguariensis (yerba mate) is the source of this 345-nucleotide messenger RNA. Lineage: Eukaryota; Viridiplantae; Streptophyta; Magnoliopsida; Aquifoliales; Aquifoliaceae. The record is from the annotation of a GenBank genome assembly.